This is a messenger RNA of Candidula unifasciata, 5034 nucleotides long. NCBI's taxonomy places the organism in Eukaryota, Metazoa, Mollusca, Gastropoda, Stylommatophora, Geomitridae. The record is from the annotation of a GenBank genome assembly.
GAGGGCCAGUAUAGUGAGGUUAACUCGGCAAAGCCACCCCUGCCACCUUUCAGCUCCCUGAGACAACAUUUACCGUUUGCUGCCAGUGGGUAUGAUUCCUCUCAUAGAGGUAGCGGGCAUGAGACAUACCAGCAGCAGAAGCAGCUACAUGUGCCUAGCAUAUAUCUACAGGACAACAGUUCACAACAUUUUCAUCCACAUUCAUCCGCUGCCGACUUUUCGCUGCAUACUUUAGCAGGAGGUUCACAAAGUUACUCUCAGUCAUCUCAUGCUGGCAAUUUCCAGCCUGCUGAAUUUCAUCAUAGUUCAAAACAAAGUCCACAUUUCCAUGUGACAGAUCAGUCUCAGUUGCUCAACAGUUUACAGCAGCCUCCCAUUCCAGACAUUUCACUGAGCCUCCCUUUUUCUACAGGUCAUGAACACAUCUUUGGAAGCUCCCAGUAUCUCGGAGGAUCCAAGAGCUUUUCAAAUGUAGGUCUCUUUUCAAAUAAUAACCCACCACUGAUUCCUCUAAGCCAGAUCGAGUCAUUUUUGUCAGAGACUGAACAAAACUCCCUCUCAGAUUUCAAUACUAUGUCACAGACAGUCAAUGAUAAUGACAUCAUACCAUGGCCAACUCCAUUUAAUUCAGAGCUAGUGGAAUCAUCACAUCAGCUAACAUCGUACAGUGGUCUUUCAUCCUUAAUGUCUAUGGCUUCUGGAACUUGGGAGAACACACAGAGCACUUAUCUGACUUCAGAUCCACCCAGCAGUUCAAGCAGAGUAACCACAUUUAGUAAAAACCAGUGUGUCCCUGAAAGCAACUACAAUUUCCCCCAGUCCACAUCAUCAUUGUCAGGCUGUAGUUCAUCCAACUACCAAAUGUCUAGCAGCCCGUACCCAGGAAACAGCCACUUAACAAAAUCAGGCAGCAUGAUAAACAACAGUGACUGUCCAUAUGCAGAAUUCAUUAGAAGUGAUGGCGGUUAUGAAUCAAAGAAUGAGAUGUUUCAUAUGCAGCCUCAAAGUAACCAGGGAGGUCCUCGAAACAAAGCUUAUAGUUCAGCAUUGAAUACAUCUCAGGAAACUGAUGUUGUAACAAAUAAGAAUGUAUCAGUUCUGAAGGGAAACACCAAAGGUAGAAGGAAGAAGAAACAGGCAAUCAACAUUCUUGACACUGAAGUGAAAACUGUUACAAAAAAGAGAAAAGCAAGGGCAUCUAAAAAAGCAGGGUUGAAUCCCAAACCUGAGGCUUCAGUAACUGAUGAUGAUAAUGAUUCAGCACCAUUCUGUUUAUCCCCAACUUUUAUAGCUAGCCUCUCUUCCAAAAGAGCUGCAGAUUCCCAUCUUCCAGCUAUGCAAAAUGAUCACUAUGUUAGUCAUCACGAGGACAUAUUUCAGAGAAGUCAUUCAAUUGAGAAUACAGGAAGUAUAGGAUAUCAGGUGGCAGAAAAUAUCCCUGUUUAUACUGCUGCUGCUCAUAAUAUAGAAACCUUAUCCCAGAGGGAAAACUGUCUACAGAAACCUAGUUCUCUUCAAAACACUGGACAGUUAUUCAGAAGGAAGGAUUUUUCCCAAUCUUUGGGCUCUUGUGUAACCACAGCUCCAGUGUCCACCACUAAUGGUGUACCCUAUACAUUGAGUUAUAACCCAACCACAUCCAACAUUAAUUGCAUGCCCCAGAUGGUGGGUUCCUAUCCGGGCACAGUUCCAGUUUCCAGGACUAAUGUUGAACCUCAUAGCUUGGAUUCUUAUCAGAGAACUGUACCAUCAUCACUAGCUAGUGAAUUUUCACAGACAUUUAAUUCCCAGACAUCUUAUGCAUCUUUCUGUGCCACUCCAUCCACACUGGCUCAUGCUGCAGCUCAAAGAAAUAAUAACAAGCAGGAUUAUGAACUUCAAUUUCAGCCACAUUAUGCCAUGUAUACCUCUGAUAUUAAGCCACAACCAAAAUCCAGCAAAAAUCAAUGUAAUGAAUCACUAAAAGUAAACAUCGAAGAGGAUAGAAGUUCAUCACCAUUUCAGCUGUCACCAGGAUUCAUUUCUAGUCUAUCCUCCAAAAGAGCUGAAGAACAUUCUAUUGAGAAUUUGUUAGUGAAAGCAAGCUCAGCAGUGGAAACUACACAGGGCAUUUCCAAUCAGCCCAUACCAGGGUUGAGCCACAGCAGCAACUAUCAUUUCUCAGGGCAGCCAUUACAGUCUUCUGUAUCGUCAUCCACUGACAAUAUGUUUAUUACUUAUGCUCAGAGCAAGUUACAGCCAUCUAUACUUCCAGCAUCAUUUGUCAGGCAGGCAACCUCUCCUCCAAUAACACACUUACAGACAAGGUCUGACUUACUGUCACCUGAAAACUUUUAUUACCACAAAUUUUCAGGAUAUGUAGGAAACAACCUUAACCCUCUGCCUACACAGACAGUAUCCCCAAAGCCAUAUGUUUCACCUCCUGGGUUCUCUAAAGGAUCUAAGUUUCAGUAUCCAACUCCUCCUAUGGAAGAUGAUGAAGGGAGACUGCAGUCCCCAGGAUCUUGUUUGUCUCCAGGAUUUCUUGACAGCUUGUCCCGGAAUGUGGCUUCAAGUGAUCCAUCCCACCGACUAACGCCUGUUCAUGAUGACAAUGUUUCUUCUACUCUUCCGACACCCCCCAACAGUGCUGGUCCCAAGCAGUUUUCUGUGCCUGAUAUGACUUUGUCAAAAGAAGAGCAGACCAACAGAAUUUUGGAAAUUAUUGCUAGGGAAAGAGAAAAAAUGUUCAUCACGUCUCAAAUCUCAGAUGAACCAAAAAAGCGGAAAAGGAAAAGAAAAUCUAGGGAAGUUGGCAGUACAGGUAAUGAUUCCAAAGAUUCCAGUAAUCAGUUACCUGGACAAAUGGAACAACUCAUUAUGCCAUUUCACACUGAAGGGUCAUUGCAUAAUAAAGCAGAUACCAUGCCACUGAUGUAUCCAUUCCAUAAUAACAAGCCAGCUGACCAAGAAAUGAUGUGGUCGGAAGGCUAUGCUGACAGUUUUGAUUCAGAACCCCCAGAUCACAAAUUUGAAUGGGAGAACUCUUUUGGUACUCUUGGGAAUAUCUACAGCAGAAAUGAAUCAUUGCAGAGCCAGUCAGAUGAACAUGUUGCAGAAUACCAUAAAACUGGUGCGCCAGCAAAGGUUAAUAGUAGUGCAUUGGAUAUGGAUAAUAAACAUAAAUUGGAGGAAAAUAGACAUGAAAGAAGCAAAGAAGGUGUCACAUCUUUAAAUCAGUCUCUACCAUCAAAGUGUAACCUCAUGGAUAGACCAACAACACUUGGCAAAGAACCCUGUAAGAGCGAUCCUUAUGCUUUUGAAGACUCAGAACAGGCUGACCUUGAUCCUUCUCUGUUAAAGAGUGUGAGAUCUGUUGUGAAUUUGCCGUAUACAGAUCAGAUUGAACCACAUUAUGUGAACAGUAUUUCACGUAUGCCUGUCAUAGUAGGCAGCAAACAGUCUGACACCAUGUUUUCUGAUGUGCCUUUUGAAAUUCAGAAAAAACUAUUUCAUAGGUCACCAGGUCAGCCAAAGCAUCCUGUAUCUUACCAUGCUCCAAAUUCAAGACAUACAUUACCAGCAGAAAAUAUGCAGACUACAGAUCCAUUGCCAAGUGCCAAUCAUCAGACAGAGAAUGAAAACAAGAAUCACACUAAAGGAAAUCAGUUUCACCUUGGCACAAAGAUGAUUAAAAAUGAACCAUCAAAUGUGUUCUAUAACUGUGAAGAUUCAUUGUCACAGAUUCAUCAGCCUGUUUUCAACAUCAAGCAGCAAGUAGACAGCCAAGAAAAGCCUGAUUUAGCCAGCAGCACUGCAUCCUCAUUACCAACCCAGCAAAAGCUGAAGAUGCGUAAGAACAGUACUUUCCAUCAUGCUUCACAAAAACCAUCAUCAAGUUCCAAAGCUACUGUCAAUACCCAAGUCACAAAAAUGGAUUAUAUCCAGGAGUAUACAAAACCAUUUCCUGAUGAUAUGCUUGGAUCAAAUAGUCACAUGUCAGAUACACUGAUAAAGAGAAUGAAAGUAUCAGUUGGCACUGUCAAAAAGAAAAGGGGCCGUCCUCCAAAAACAGAGUGCUCCAGUCUUUCUUUGCCAGUUACAUCUAAGAUGCCUAAGCUCAAGCAGUACGAAAAGAAAGAGGCAGCUCAGACCCCUAACAAUUUCUUGUACAAGAUUAAUGGGAUGGAAGUGAAACCAGGUGAUCUCAGUGUCAAUCAGAACCUUGUUGACCGACUUGCUAAUAAUCUCAUGGAGGUAGCAGACUGCAGAUGCCUGGGCCCUGAGCAUAUUCCAUCAGAAGCCACAGAAGGCCCUUACUAUACACAGUUGGGUGCUGCCAAAGAUAUUCCAGGAGUGAGGAAAGUUUUAGAGCAGAGGACUGGCAUAAGUGGUUCUGCCAUUCGAAUCGAAAAGGUUAUCUAUACUGGCAAGGAAGGAAAGAGUAAGGAAGGUUGUCCAAUAGCAAAAUGGAUUAUUCGUCGAUCUGGGCCUGAAGAAAAGUACUUGUGCAUUGUGAGGAAACGGCCAGGGCAUUUCUGUGAUACAGCUGUCAUCAUCAUGGUGAUUGUGGCUUGGGAGGGAGUGGAGUGCCAGCAGGCGGACACACUGUAUGACUUUCUCAUCAGCACACUGCCACAAAAUGGUCUGGAGACUGACAGAAGAUGUGGGCUAAACGAGAAGAAAACAUGUGCCUGCCAGGGUGUGGAUUUACUGAGACGUGGGGCCUCUUUUUCUUUUGGCUGCUCUUGGAGCAUGUACUAUAAUGGAUGCAAGUUUGCCCGCAGUCAGAUGGCUCGAAAAUUUAAGCUCAAGGAUCCUGAAUUUGAAGAGGAACUGGAGGAUAAGUUGCAGAAACUGGCUUCAGAUGUUGCCCCUUUGUACAGCCAGUUAGCACCAGAUGCAUUUCGUAAUCAGGUUCAAUUUGAAAGCAUCGCUGAAGACUGUAGACUGGGGAGUCAGCCUGGACGACCAUUUUCUGGAGUGACUGCAGUUGUGGAUUUCUGCUGUCAUAGCCACAGAGAUUGUCACAACAUGAACAAUGGAAGUACUGUG